ACCAUUUGAAUUUAUCUUUUUUUCUUCAAGGAAAAUUGAUUUAUUAUCGCAUUUCGCUAUCUCUAUCUCUAUUUUAUUUCUCUUUCUCUUUCUCGCAUAUCCAUAUUCAUCCUUCCUCUCAAAAUUUCCUAGUGACAGCCAUCUUUGAACUAUCGAACGUCAUCUGAGCCAUAGCCACACCCCUCAACGCCUCACUUAAUAUUUGCCUAUGAUAGAUACGAUUACCUGCCCAAUACACACAUCAAACCACCUUUACUGUCAAUCCAACAAACAACCUCCAGCCAUACCUACCUGGCUCUUUCGGAUAUCUGGAUUCAAUUCAAUCUUCAUCAGUCAACUCAUAAAUCCAUUAAAACUAUAAAAAUGUCAGACGAGACAUCCACUGCGCCCGAGGGCGAUUCUCAGAUCACCUUCAAGGUCAAGACAUCCUCUGAUGGAAAUCACACAAUCACCAUGGCAGAGACCGCAACAGUUCUUGAUCUUAAGACAAAGCUAGCUGGAGAUGAUUACGAAAAGAUUCCGGUAGAUCGUCAACGAUUAAUCUACUCCGGUCGCGUUAUGAAGAAUGAGGAACCUUUAAGCACUUAUAAGAUUAAGCCUAACAAUACGAUACAUAUGGUCAAGAGCGCACAAAGCAACGUUGCGAAUGCUGCUGCCAAUGCUGCAACUGGCGCUGCAGCAAGUCUCCCAACUAACAUGGCUGCCGGAACUGCGAAUAAUCCUCUUGCUGGUUUGACCGGUGCUCGGUAUGCAGGCCAUAUGGGUCUUCCAGGUGCUGAAAUGUUCGGCGCAGAUGGUGGUAUGGGUGCGCCACCAAGUGAAGAUGCGCUCGCUCAAAUGAUGGACGAUCCCAAUAUUCGUCAAACAAUGAACGAAGCUCUUAACAACCCGGACCUUGUCAACAUGAUGAUCCAAAAUACUCCAAUGCUCAGAGAUAUGCCCAACGCGCGCGAGAUAUUACAAUCACCUAUGUUCAGAAACAUGCUUACGGAUCCGAACUCCAUUCGACAAGCUGCUGCGAUGAGAAGACAAAUGGGGGGUGGAGGGGCUGGCGGUUUUCCCGCGCCGGGCGUCACUGAUACUACACCCGCUGGAGCAGCAGGGAGCACACCAGGAAGUGGCCAACCCAGCGCACCACCUUUCAAUAUGUUUGGAAUGCCUGCUGCAGGAGGUGCUAAUAAUCCAUUCGCAUCAUUGUUCGGUGGACCAGGAGCAGCAGCCGCGGGUCAUACUCCAGCCCAAACUCCUCCACCUCCCGCUUCUGCUGGGGGAACCCCAUCAACUGGUACUGAUGCUAAUCCACCGAACCCCUUUGCUUCGCUGUUUGGGGGAGCAGGUGCUGGAGCAGGAGCCGGAGCAGCUGGAGCGGGAUUCAACCCCUUUCAAGGAAUGCCACAACCUACACCUGAACAAUUACAACAAGCAAUGCAAAUGAUGCAAAAUGGAACAUUCGGUGAUAUGUUUGGUCCUGGUGGAUUUGGCGGUAUGGGCGGAAUGGGUGGUGCUGCCCCAAGUGCACCUGCAGCUCCAGCAGACACCAGGCCACCUGAAGAAGUCUACGCAGAUCAACUCAGGCAAUUAAACGAUAUGGGAUUCUUCGACUUUGACAGAAAUGUGGCGGCUUUAAGAAGAAGUGGAGGAAGUGUUCAGGGAGCCAUUGAACAAUUGUUGAGCUAGAUUUCUGGGUUUUUUCUUGCUUUUUAAAUGUUUCUUUGGGCGGAGUGGCAAAGUGUCGAUAUCACGGAUAAACGAAUUUAUGGAGAAUCCUCCCGAAGAUUGAUUCACUCUUCUCACAUUUUCAUGAAUAAUUUUUAUUUCCAAGAUUUGCUUGCGUUGCUGAACCGGGUUGAACUAAGCUAAGCGCCUUACAUCGGGUGUUGGGAGUCAAUUAAUCAGUUAUGAAUACCUAUUUUGAGAUAAUGUGAGUUAUCAUAUGUGACUGGUGUGCUGUAUUCAGCUGUGCAGAUGAAGUAUGGAAGUAUGGAAUUGUGAUAUAUGUGGAGCAUUUUAGCAACGUGGGAGAAAUUCGACGGGUGUUUGUAUGGUUGGACAAGUUUUCUAUGUUUACAUUCGCCUAGACGAGGAAGAUGUUUUAUUUGUUCGUCUGGAUUUUCUUCCCGAUACUUUGCACGUCAGGCUUAGACAUGUGAAGUCCCUUGGCGAGUGAUUAAUAGGAUGAUUCGAGAGGAUUCUUCUGAAUCUACUAUAGAGCCUAGAGUGGUAGGAAGAGAUAUGAGAUAGGUUUGAGCAUUACGAGUAGGUAUCUAGGUAAUCAUACUUGAGAGCCUAGGAACUCAUUUCGAUCUGCUCUCAGCUAUUUACUUUUGGCGUGUGAGUGACGUGUAAUUGCGGGCUUGUGCAUAAGCCACGGGAUAUGGCAUAUGCUUUUGAGGCAGUGCAUUGGGUGGUGAUUGUGGAUGGGGAGGAUUAUGCAUGUGAGUGUGAUUUGUUGGGUCGGGAUCUGAGAUGGGAGAUGGUAUAUGGGAGUUGGGAGUUGGGAUUUUGUUUGCCAGGAACAGAAAAUGGGGAAGUUUAAGCUGGGGUGAGUUGGGCUGAGUAAGGAGGGAUGUUUGAAAGUGUGAGUGAUGCUUUUUCCAGAGUUGAGGUGUUAGAGGAGAGAAAGGGAGAGAGUGGAAGAGGAAGGGGAAGAGGAAAAGGGACAGGCAGAAGAAGUCAAGUUGAGAUAACACUAGGUAAAUGAUGUCUACUUUCUUGGAUUGAGAAUCGAAUUAUUCCAUGUCUUUAUAGAUUGGCGAGCUCAAAAACUAGAGAUUACUUAAUGGCUAUGUUUAUUGGAUGUUGCUAGGUGAAAAUGACACAUGUAUCUUUUGAUGAUAUAUUGAACCUCUGGAUUGAUAUAUUACAAUCUAUGAGAGUGAUUUAGUGAAAUGACUAGAAGAAGUAGAAUGGUUUAUGGGUGCAAAGAUACCUGUGCAGGAUUUUCCCACGAAGGGAAUCAUUAUUCAGAAAUUCGUUUGCACUUGACGGGCUGAAUAGAUGAUUUACUUCUAGUUAGAUCAAGUCUCACUGC
Molecule: messenger RNA, 3031 nt
Organism: Botrytis byssoidea
Lineage: Eukaryota; Fungi; Ascomycota; Leotiomycetes; Helotiales; Sclerotiniaceae
Exons: 2
Coding region: 364-1677 (437 amino acids)
Biological process (GO): ubiquitin-dependent protein catabolic process
Cellular component (GO): cytosol
Molecular function (GO): polyubiquitin modification-dependent protein binding
Source: RefSeq, a predicted model, not a curated record